This is a messenger RNA of Protobothrops mucrosquamatus (brown spotted pit viper), 402 nucleotides long. RefSeq names its product nescient helix-loop-helix 1 (gene NHLH1). Gene Ontology annotation, molecular function: protein dimerization activity; DNA-binding transcription factor activity, RNA polymerase II-specific; RNA polymerase II cis-regulatory region sequence-specific DNA binding. Bases 1 to 402 code for a protein of 133 amino acids. Lineage: Eukaryota; Metazoa; Chordata; Lepidosauria; Squamata; Viperidae. Gene Ontology annotation, biological process: regulation of transcription by RNA polymerase II. The record is from RefSeq and is a predicted model, not a curated record. The transcript has a single exon.
AUGCUCAAUUCAGACCAGACCGAGAUUGACCUCCAGCCCACCCAUUCGGAGACUGAGUCGGUGUUCAGUGACUGUGGGGGAGGCCGGGGUGGACCUGUAGAAGAUGCUGGUUCCCUCAGUCUAUGUGGCCAGUCCCGGGGGCCCGAGUCCAGUGAUCACAUGAAGAAGGACCUUCAGCAUCUCAGCCGUGAGGAACGACGGCGUCGACGGCGAGCCACGGCUAAAUAUCGGACGGCCCAUGCCACGCGGGAGAGGAUCCGCGUUGAGGCCUUCAACAUGGCCUUUGCUGAGCUCCGCAAGCUUUUGCCCACCCUCCCUCCAGAUAAGAAGCUGUCCAAAAUUGAGAUUUUGCGACUGGCCAUCUGCUACAUCUCGUAUCUGAACCACGUCCUGGAUGUCUGA